Messenger RNA from Maniola jurtina (meadow brown), 5923 nucleotides. RefSeq names its product disks large homolog 5 (gene Dlg5). NCBI's taxonomy places the organism in Eukaryota, Metazoa, Arthropoda, Insecta, Lepidoptera, Nymphalidae. Gene Ontology annotation, molecular function: protein binding. The record is from RefSeq and is a predicted model, not a curated record. The transcript is spliced from 28 exons. The coding region runs from base 479 to 5893 and encodes 1804 amino acids.
UGUCCGUCAUUCAUUCAACUUGCUAAAAAAGGUAGAGAACAGAAACGGGAAAUGUUGGCAAAUUACUACUGUUAAAUACGUGUUAUAAAUGUUUAAUUCUCUUGUUUAGGUUUCUUCUAUGUGUAAAACUGUGUGGUUCGUGCGAUAAAGUUAACUGGGACGGGUAAUAACUAAUAAGUGAUCUGUUUACAUUGUGAAAUAAGUUUUAGCUGUAUAGCCGUGAAAAGCAUAUUCGUGCCAUUCGUAGGGAAAGGAGUUUUUUUGUUGCAAAUUCGGCGUUUUCGGUGUUCGAUGAUGGUAUUUAUGGACCGUAUCGGUGUACAGUUAUGUGAUGUUUGCGGGUGGCGACGAGAUUUCUGGUGUUUUAUCGCGUAAUCUUGUUCUUUCGUCGUGUGUAAACACUUCGACUGCUAGUUAGUUGCAACAACACUUGCGGUGAUAUAAUACAAUGGAAUUCAGCUCAUAAUAUCGAAGAUAUAUGAUGGCAUCAGGCACAUCCUCUUUGGAGAGCAAUGGGAGUACUGAAUCAAUAUCCCACAGCUAUGUAAGCAAUGAGCGCCACAACACCACACAACUGCCCAUCGAAUAUGAAGUGCUGUCAGCCUCCCAGUGCUAUGACAAGCCUGCCUACACUCACACGCAUACUAUGAGUGCGCCGUAUGAGCUGGGGCAGUAUGACGUCAUCAAACAGCAGGCCAACGAGAGCCUCAAGCAGCAGUGCGAGAAGGCCCUGCACGAUCUCAACCAGUUGAGGCGACAACACUCGGAGACUUCGCGCCGCUGCGAGCAUGUUAUGAAGGAGUUGGAGUACUUUCGUGGGCAGCACCGUGCGGCGAUGAACCAGCUAGAGGUGUCCGCGCAAGAGGCCAGCAGCCUCCGCGGGAAGUAUGGUGACCUUCUCAACGACAACCAACGACUCGAGCGCGAGGUGCAGCACCUGCAGCAAAGCAGCGGUGCGGAGGGCUCGGACGCGCUCGUGCACACGCUGCGGAAAUACGACGCUCUCAAGGAAGAGUUCGAUUGUUUCCAGAAGAGUUCUGCUUGCAGGUACGACGACUUGAUAGAGAAUCACAACACUACUCUGGAGAAACUGCAGAUAGUUCAGGAGGAGAACAGCCGACUGAAGACACAGUGCCAUGAGCUUACUCAGGAGAGAAAUGCUGUGAUACGUGAACGCAACGCGCUGAAACAGCAAGUAGCGAGCGUGGUGAGGCAGUGGGAGGGGGGCGGGGUGCGGGAGAGAGCGGAUAUCAAGCGCUUGACGGACGAGCGGAACGCUGCUAUGGCCGAGUAUACGCUUAUCAUGAGCGAGAGGGACACGGUGCACAAGGAGAUGGAAAAGCUGUCGGACGACCUGCAGGCCGCGCUCAAGCGGGUCGCCGCGUUGGAGUCCGCGCUGCAGGCUUCCAGGGAAGAGCAGAGGGCCACCGCCUUACAGGCGGAGAGUUUGCGUCGGGAAAUAGAGUCUGCUCUGGUGGACCGAGACCGAGCCAUCAAAGAGUGCACAGAUUUGAAGACGCCGCAAAACACCGCCACGCUCGUCAAGUCUCGUCAAGAUAAUUCUGCAUAUCACCACUUGGGUCUCUCGAGUGGCGUUGGGAAUGAUGGAUUCCUUAACGGGCAACAUUCCAACGACCCUUCCAUGGAUAAAUUGCAAGGUUUAGUGGGCAUGGUAGUAGACGCAGUGGACAAAGAGCGCGUGGACAAUCUGGAGCAAGCCAACCAGGAGAUCGAGCGACUGCGGAAGCAAGCUGACCGCUUGCAGGCUGAGCUCAAUGACGCGCAAAGGGAGGCUGAGGUCUCUAAACGGAGACGAGAUUGGGCUUUCUCAGAGCGGGACAAACUAUUGCAAGAGCGAGAGAGCGUUAAAGCGCUUUGUAACAGGUUGAGAAAGGAACGAGAUCAAAUGGUGGGCGAGUUAGCGGAAGCUCGUCGUCACAACAAGAAGGAGUCAAAGGACGGCAAAUCCCGCUCUAAACACGAGGACGUGUGUCGCCUGCCCUCCCCCGCGCCCGCCGCGCACCCCGCGCACCCGCACCUCGCGCCGCACGGCUCGCACCGACACUCCACUGAUGUACAGGAUUUCGAAUGGGAGAUAAUCGACGUGGAGCUGAGCAGCAUGAGCGCGGACGGCUCGCUCGGGCUGGAGCUGUGCGGGGGCCGGGACGAGCCGUGCUACCCCAACGACUGCAGCGUGUACGUCACCGCCGUCAAGAAGGGCUCCAUUGCUGACGGGCGUGUCAAGGUGCUGGAUCGCAUAGCGGAAGUGUGUGGAGUGUCGCAAUGGGCGCGCGGUUCAGCGUGCGCCGCGGCUCUACGCGCGGCCCUAGCUCGCGGCCCUGUGCCUCUGCGGCUCCAACGAGCGCGUGCGGCGCGGACGCUGCUGCGCAUCGCGGGUGGGCAGGGCGGUCAGUGCGGCCUCACGCUGCAGCACGGUAUUUUCAUAGGCAAAAUAGCGUGCGGUAGUGCGGCCGCCAAAGAGAGCAACCUUUACGUCGGGGACCGGGUUGUUAGUAUCAAUAACCGAUCGCUAGAGGGCGUGAAGAGUGCUUCGGAAGCGACGGCGCUUCUCAACGACUGUCAGUACGACUGCGUGCUUCUGACUGUGCUUCGCCCGCUGUACCCCUGCUGCGAUCCUAGGAACAGGUCGUUGUUAGAGGCCGCGUACCCGGCGAGCAGCGCGCCGGCGGCGGACGAGCCGUGGCGCGCGUUUCUACCGCCCGCGCCGCCGCACGAGCCCAAGGUGCACAUAGAGCACGGGGUGCCGGACUUCGACCGCCGCUACGUGUACCACGUGGCCGCCGGCAGCCAGGGCAAGAUACACCAGGAGAGAGGCACCUGGGACAUGAUCGGAGGAAUGAUACGCGGCAAGAUCGAACAAGUGACUGGUGGGAAGAACAAAGACAAGCAGAACAAGGUGCCAGAAUCGGAUGCUAUCGCGGAGCUAGACUCCGUUAUCGACAGUUAUCACGGCAAAACAAUAAAAGAAACCAGCAGCGUGCUAAAAAGAUCGCGUAGAAAAAACAAAGAGGCGCAAAAUGACGCAAAAAAUGGCGGGACGUGGCCCAAAGCGCGCGCCAAUUUUAUACUUGAGGAUAACGCCACCGGCACCAUAGUCCAACCUCGGUCUAGGAAAGAGAGGCCACCACUGUCUAUCCUGCUCAGUCCGCCAACUAAACUACCGCCGGAACCACAGAGAUCAAACGCAAACCGAAAUUCAAACCCCAUACCGUUGGGGCACGUCCCUUUAACCCAAGUGACAGCGCCCGCAAGGCAUUCAGUGUACAAAUCAAUAGAAUCUAGUCCAGCAGUCGAGCAUUUCCCCAAACCCGCACCUUUAGCUAUUCACAACCCUUUCGCUCCCCCCAGUAUGAACUUCGACAAAAAUCGCACGCUAGAAAAGGACAAAAUAUCCAUAAGCGAUUACGAACAGGACGUCACCCCGAACAGACUGAGUUUAGUAUUAAAUCCAUCAGAUGAUUCAUUAUUCUAUCAACCGGCGAUCAGAAAUCGGACGAAAAGCCCUCAUUCCCUAGAUUUUAUGGUCAACAAAGGACCUAAUUCCCUCGAUUUUGUUACGCGAAAGUCUCCAAGUUCUUUGGAUCAUUCGAUAAAAAAUCACUCGGGAAAGGAUAUUUUGGACCAGUAUUAUUCGUCAAAAAAGUCUUCGUCGCCGAAAACAGUGAAUAAAUAUCCCUCGGAUAGUGACAGUUUCGGUCCGGACAGUUUGAACAGCAACGCGAAUUUUCCUAUGACAGGGACGCUGCCGACGCAAUCGCGGUUACAAUCCCAGUACUAUAGAGGCCCUUUUACGAAUUCAAAUCCUCAUAAUUCCAGUCGAUACACACAUUUAUCGAGCCCCACAAAUAUACCACAGAGCCAGUCAGGCGAAAGUAUUGGCACGACGUAUGAUAUGCACUCCUUUACAUCCCACACGCAUAAUAUGUCAGAUCUCAAUCCCGUGCCGAGAGUAAAUCGAGAAUACCAACAGACGUACGAAGGUGGUACGUUUCCGAGGAAGAAGGAGAAUCAGCGAUUUCGAAUACCGUCCAACCCCAGUGUUACCUCUAAAAAUUCCGCCGGAAAACUCAGUACAGGAUCUAUCGAGAGAAGUUCGGAGAGGAAUUCUCCAAUGCCGACGUUUCACGUAGAAGUUUUAAGUCCUGGAAGAGGAGCAAAGCAGUUAACUCAUAAAGGGACGAGGAAUUCUAUGCCGGAGUACUGUGGUUUAGGUUGGAACAAGCCUUUACCUGGUGAACUCCGAAGAGUGCAUAUAGAUAAGAGUCAGCAACCGCUUGGGAUUCAAAUAUAUUGCCCUCCGAGUAGUGGCGGAGUAUUCGUUUCGACUGUUAACGAUAACUCCUUAGCGAGUCAAGUGGGUUUACAAAUCGGUGAUCAGUUAUUAGAAGUUUGUGGUAUUAACAUGCGAUCGGCAACUUAUACAUUAGCUGCAAGCGUGUUGCGACAGAUUGGUAAUUCGAUAACGAUGCUAGUGCAAUAUAGCCCUGAGAAGUACAAGGAUGAAAUGGAGGUGCCGGGUAGUUCGUCUUCCGGGGAGAGUUCUCACGAUGAAGAGGUUUCGUUAUCAGGGUCGCCUACACCGAGGAAUUCUCCCGGUCCCCAACAGUCUUUGAGAAUGGAUGUGCCUUCCACGGAUGUGGCAACUCUGAGACAGUCUCAGGGGAAUAAAGACCUUCCGAGGUUUUUGUUGAUCGAGAUGCGUAACUGUUCGGAUUUAGGUAUAAGUCUGGUGGGUGGUAAUGCCGUGGGCAUAUUUGUGCAUAGCGUGCAGAUUGACUCGCCGGCGUAUAUCGCUGGGCUGAGGACGGGAGACCAGAUCUUGGAGUACAACAAUGUGGACUUGAGGCGGGCGACCGCGGAGCAGGCAGCUUUGGAGUUGGCGAAACCGGCGGAUAAGGUGAGCGUGCUAGUCCGGCAUGAUUUGCAACAGUACCACGAGAUCAAGGACAAACCGGGGGACGCCUUCUACAUCCGCGCGGGCUUCGACCGCUGCACAAAGAUCACCUCCAUAGGCAUGGACACCAUAGACGAGUACUCUCUAUGGUUCCGCAAGGACGAGGUGCUGUUUGUGGACAAUACUCUCUUCAAUGGUGCUCCUGGGCUUUGGCGCGCGUGGCAGCUGGACUUCAAAGGCGUUAAGCGACAGUGGGGGACCAUACCCAGCAAAUUCAAGGUGGAAGAAAUCCUCCGAAGAUCGAUAGGAACGUUGGACAACGAAGCUCAAAGGAGAGCUUCCAGCACGGCUCGACGCUCGUUCUUCCGACGGAAAAAGCAUAGAGACAGCAAGGAACUGGCUUCCUUCUCCAACACUGAGUUAGGCUGCUGGAGUGAUUCUGGCACUCUGGCCGACGAUGCGCCACCACUGUCCUACCAGAGGGUCGAGAGGUUGCAUUGUAAUUCUGUUGCGGCAGACGGCAGCCGGCGGCCCGUGGCCGUGCUGGGCCCGCUGCGGGACUGCGUGGCGGGCAAGCUCGUCACGGACUGGCCGCACGUGUUCGCGCGCGCGCGCCCCGACCCUCGCGCGCUGAGGGACUUGGCCGAGAAGGGUAUCCACUGCAUAGUAGAUGUGAGCGUGCCAACAAUCGAGAAGCUGCACAAGCAUCAGAUUUACCCCAUAGUCCUCUUCAUCAAGUUCAAGUCCUUCAAACAGAUCAAAGAAGUGAAGGACACGAGAUACCCCGCUGACAAGGUUUCAGCCAAAGCUGCCAAGGAAAUGUAUGAGCACGGGCUGAAAGUUGAGAACGAAUAUAGGAAUUACAUCUCUGCUGAAAUCCCAGCGGGCGUCAACAUUGCAUACAUGUGCACGCAAAUCAAAGAGGCUGUGGAGGAAGAGCAAAAUAAAACGUUAUGGGUGCCCUCCGCGCAGGCCUGACCCCUGCCCCCGACACCCCCCUCGCCCGCC